Molecule: messenger RNA, 2127 nt
Organism: Salvia splendens (bonfire salvia)
Lineage: Eukaryota; Viridiplantae; Streptophyta; Magnoliopsida; Lamiales; Lamiaceae
Gene: GH3.9
Product: putative indole-3-acetic acid-amido synthetase GH3.9
Exons: 4
Coding region: 145-1950 (601 amino acids)
Cellular component (GO): cytoplasm
Molecular function (GO): acid-amino acid ligase activity
Source: RefSeq, a predicted model, not a curated record
AACUAUUCAACCAAGAAACACAAUUUCGAGCCAUACCACACAAAUUAGUCAUCAAUCCAACAGGAAACCAAAAAAACAAAAAAACAAUAGUUUCUUCUCGUAAAUAAUUCCCUCGUUAUUUACUGUACAAUUCUUUUUUGUUUAAUGGACGGCAAGAAAUUGGAAUACAAAGGCGAUGAAGCACUGAAUGAGCUGGAGAGGCUGACAAGUAAAGCAGGUGAAGUUCAACACGAAAUUUUGAGAAAAAUUUUGGAACAAAAUUGUGAUACAGAAUACUUGAAAAAAUAUUUGGGAAAUUCAUCAAAAUCAGCGAAAAGCGUGGUUCAUUUUAAGAAUCGUGUUCCUGCAAUAUCGUAUAAGGAUAUCCGUCCUUACAUUGUUAGAAUCGCUAAUGGUGAGGAGUCCACACUUAUUACUGGUCAUCCCAUAAUCGAGAUGCUUUGCAGCUCCGGGACGUCGGCCGGAGAGCCCAAGUUGAUGCCGACGAUUGCGGAGGAUCUUGAUCGCCGUACUUUCCUCUACAAUCUCAUCAUGCCAAUUAUCAACCAGCAUGUCUCCGGGCUGGACGAAGGCAAGGCGAUGUACCUCUACUUCGUGAAGGCGGAGAUGUCGACCCCGUGCGGGCUGGCAGCCCGCACAGUGCUGACCAGCUACUACAAGAGCGGUCACUUCUCUCGCCGGCCCCACGACCCAUUCAACGACUUCACCAGCCCGGACGCAGCCAUCCUCUGCCCGGACAGCAACCAGAGCAUGUACUGCCAGCUCCUCGCCGGCCUCGUCCACCGCCGCCGCGUCCUCCGCCUCGGCGCCGUCUUCGCCUCCGCCCUCCUCCGCGCCAUCUCCUUCCUCGAGCGCCACUGGCGCGACCUCUGCCGCGACAUCCGAGCCGGCUCCCUCGACACCGCCGUCUCCGACCCCGCCUGCCACGCCGCCACCCUCAGGCUCCUCGGCCACCCCGAUCCCCGCGCGGCGGACGAGAUCGAGGGCAUCUGCGGCGGCGCAGCCUCGUGGCGCGGAAUCCUGUGCAAGCUGUGGCCCAACGCCAAGUUCAUCGAGGCCGUGGUGACGGGGUCGAUGUCGCAGUACGUGCCGGCGCUACGCUAUUACAGCGACGGGCGGCUGCCGUUGGUUUGUACGAUGUAUGCUUCCUCGGAGUGCUACUUUGGAGUUAAUAUGAAGCCGCUCUGCGAUCCCACGGAGGUUUCCUUUACGCUGCUGCCCAACAUGGGCUACUUCGAGUUCAUCCCGCUCGGUGAGGACGGCGUGCUGUCCAUGGAUUUUGACGACGACACACCGCCUCCGCCGUCUGACCUGGUGGAGCUCGUCGACGUUAAGCUUGGCUCUUACUACGAGCUUGUCGUCACCACAUUUUCCGGUCUGUACCGGUAUCGCAUCGGCGACGUGCUGCAAGUGACCGGAUUCCACAACGAGGCGCCGCAAUUCCGCUUCAUCUGCCGCCGCAACGUCGUCCUGAGCAUCGACAACGACAAGACCAACGAGGAGGACCUCCACCGCAGCAUCACCGCCGCCGCCCGUCGCCUCCUCGAGCCCCGCCACGCCCUCCUCGUCGAGUACACCGGCUACGCGGACACCUCCUCCAUCCCCGGCCACUACGUCAUCUACUGGGAGAUCAACGAGGAUAUCCAUCCCCACGCGCCUCCGCUCCCCGCCGACGUCCUCUCCGAGUGCUGCAUCUCCGUGGAGGAGGGGCUCGACUACGUCUACCGCCGCUGCCGGACCAACGACAAGUCCGUCGGCCCGCUCGAGAUCAGGGUCGUCAAGCCGGGGACGUUCGAGAAGCUCAUGGAUCUGUUCAUCGCGCAGGGCGGCGCCUCGAUCAACCAGUACAAGACGCCGCGCUGCGUCAAGUCCAAGCCGGCGCUCAAGCUGCUCAAUGCUAACGUGCGCGACUGCUAUUUUAGUCCCAGAGAUCCCAUCUGGAACGCUUGAAAUUGGACUGGAGGAAGGAAAUAAAAUUUGGGAAUUAGGGUUUUUACAAUUCGUAGAAGUAGUUUCUGAUAUGUGGCCGUUGAUGGCAAGCUUAUUUGCUACGUGUAAUGAUCCAGCGAUCAUGAUCUUAUUCGGGGCACAAUUUCGCAUCGCAAUAAAUAACAAUUUUGAUUUGCA